UAAUUGCCGUCUUAUGGAAAAUGUCCCAACCAAAACGAGAUAGCACGUGGAGUUGGUUGGUACUGUUUUGUGUUUUGUGCUGCCAAAUAGUUCUCGGUGGAAUAUGCUUAUCGGGUAUACUAUUUCUUGUUAUAUUCACAGACGUGAUAGACGUCAGUCCGGCGGAAGCAGCAUGGCUCUGCUCACUUCCAGUUACUAUAUGGUUUAUUUCCUGACUUGGACUUGGCAUAAAUUACAACGGGUGUAUGUCAGCAAUUAAUGUAUACUUCGAUACCUACAAGACCCUAGCUACCGGCAUUUCUUCAGUUGGCCACAAUCUUGGUCUUAUAAUAUUUGCUGAUAUCAUUGUUUCAUUGGAGGAGAGUUUCGGUUGGAGAGGGAUGAUCCUUACUUUCGGUGGAAUAGCGUUCAAUCUUUGUGCAUGCGCAAUUGUCAUGUUUCCUAUAGAAGUUCUAAGUGAAACAGACAGUGAUCAUCGCUCGCCUGUAAAGAUGAGAACACAAGCGAGAAAGAAAUCCAUAAACUUUUCUGUUUUUAGAAAACUACCAUUUGUUUUUCUUUGUAUAAGCAAUGUGUUUAUGAAUUUCAGACGAGGAGUUUAUAUUUUACAUUUGCCUUCCUACUCUAAAGAUGUAGGCUUCAGCUGAAAUGAUUUUGGAAUAGUGCUUAUGGUGUAUGGAAUAUCGAAUAUUGUUGGAAAAGUGUUCUUCAGCUUUUUAAGGCAUCAGCCACAAGUAAAUGUUAUCGUUGUAUAUACGCUGUCACUCUGUCUAUCUGGCAUAUGUAUGGGUCUUACGCCAGUAUUUCUUACCCGAACUGGCAUGCUUGUUUUAGCAGGACUUGUUGGAUUUUUCUUCUGUGUGACAGGGGCCUUAAUUAACGCAAUAAUUCACAAAAUUGUCGGAUUUAGCAGAUUUCCGGAUGGAGUCGGAAUGUCACUACCCUUUAAGGCAACUGGAAAUCUCAUUGGUGGACCAAUGGCAGGUGUUUUGCUGACUAUGACGGGAAGUUAUGCAUUUUCCUUUUAUCUGGCUGGUGUUACUAUGGUUUUAGCAGCGUGUCUGAUGGUACAUCCUAUCAUGCACAUAAGGCAACGAGAAAAGAAUCAUCAAGCCAGUAAUAGUUAUCUUGUCAGUGAAAAGGACGUGGAAAUAUCUGAAACAGGAACAUUUAUUGGAACCCAAAAACCUAUAAGAGAAAUGGAAUACGAAAGACAGCUUAAUAUAGAAUCGAAAUUGAUAGACAUGGACAUGGCCGAUAGAACAUUUGAAGUGAUCCCAGAGUUAGAAAAUCAUUACGAACAGUGCCCUCAUUUAUAAUAGAAGGCAACCUCUACGCUACAACCGCAAUAUCAACGUGUUCCACAUCAAGCAUCAAGCUUAACCGAAAAGUUUGUUUUAUGUUCGCAUUUCAAAAGUUGAAUGUCUAUAACAGUAUACUGAUAAAAGCAUUUCUUUCAAACUUUCGAGCGAAUUUACUAUUGAGAUCUUAUUCUUCCAUGGAUUAAACCAAACUUUAACCACUUUCAGAUGUUAUGAUGAGCCAGUUUACGAAACAGUUAUAAAGUAAUUUGUUAGAAAAUAUUGCAUAUUGCACUAAAUGUCCAUAGCUGUACACAAGUUGAUCAAGCCCAGCUAGUAGGCGCAGACGCCUGGGAAAAGGUUCUCGGUGAUGUUGGAUUGCUCGAAAAUUUUGGGCAAGGGUCGUAGUGACUUCGGUGGGCUCGGGAGCAUAGGACAUCGGUUGCGAUGACGAUGGCUGGCGCGGAAACGUGGGAAAAUGGUCGUUUUUUGACGUUUUGGUGCCAGGAAACAUGAGGCAAAUGCUGAAGUGACGUUGGUAGGCUGGGAAUGUUAGGAGAACUAUCGUAGAGACGUCGGUAGGCUCGGAAACCAGGGGCAAGGGCCGCAGGUUAUUCGUAGCUUAUGUAAAACGCAGCUUCUACAAUCUGCAAGGAAGGCUUGAGCGACCUGUGAAGUUUCCACUUUUUCUAUUAUUUAUUCAACAACUAUUAAGAGGCAAAUGUCCUAUGGCAUUUCUUCAGAGUUCAGAUGCGAAGGACUUGGGACACAAAGGUGUAAGCACGGGUGGAUUAAUAUUAAAGUAUGUGAACGAUGAACCGGGAAAAUCAGGCAAAAAUCCACAACAUGGCUUGUAAUGUUCAUGAAAAUUAUGCUGCGUGUGAGAAUGUUGGUUUUACGCGACUAUGUAUAAACGGAUGCUAAUUUUACAUCGCCUCGUUAAUUACAUUUGCAGAUUUGUUAUACGAUCUUAGUAGGAUAUCAGUAAAAUAUUUACAUAUAUGCAUUAGUUUUAUGCAGUGACAUUUGUAGAUAUUAUUUCAAAAAUUGACCUUUACAUCUGCUAUGGAAUAGAUGAAACAUGUAUCAUACAUCGUACGAAUAGAAGAGAGGAGAUGAGAGAACCUAAACGAGACAGCGCGUGGAGUUGGUUGGUAUUGUUUUGUGUUUUGUGCUGUCAGAUAGUUCUCGGAGGGGUAUGCCUGUCAGGCGGACUAUUUUAUGUCCUAUUCACGAAUGUGUUCAGCGCAGAUCCUGUGGAAACUUCCUGGCUAUGCUCACUCCCAAUCACUAUGUGGUUUAUUUCAACACCAGUUGGAAGUAUUCUAACGAACCGCCAUGGGUAUCGUGUGUGUUCGUUUGUUGGUGGUAUUCUGUCAGCGUGUGGUCUUUCCUUGAGUUUUCUUGCAACAAGCUCAACGUUCCUCUUCUUGACAUAUGGAUUUCUGACAGGGCUUGGACUGGGAAUAAAUUACACUGGAUGUAUGUCGGCACUCAAUGUGUACUUUGAUAAAUACAAGACAGUAGCAACUGGUAUUGCUUCAGUUGGCAACAACAUCGGUCUUAUCAUAUUUGCUUAUUUCAUUGUUGCACUGGAAGAGAGCUUCGGUUGGAGAGGGAUGCUUCUAAUUAUUGGUGGAAUAACGUUCAAUCUUUGCGCAUGCGCAGUAGUGAUGUUUCCAAUAGAAGUUCGCUUUGAUACAUACAGUAAACAUGAUUUGAACGAAAAGACGACAAGAUCACUCCGAAGAAAAUACAUCAAUUGUUCAGUUUUUAGAAAAAUGUCGUUUGUCGGUUUUUGUGCAAGCAAUGUAUUUUUUAAUUUCAGUCAUGGAAUAUAUAUAUUACAUUUGCCUUCCUACUCGAAAGAUGUAGGCUUCAACAGAAAUAAUUUUGGAACAGUGCUUAUGGCUUAUGGCAUAUGUAACAUUGUCGGGAAGGUGUUCUACAGCUGUUUAGGGCAUCAUCCACAAGUAAAUGUUACUUUUGUUUACACUAUAUCACUUACAGCGACUGGAAUAUGUAUGGGUUUAACACCUGUGCUUCUUACCCGAACCGGCAUGCUUGUUUUAGCAGGACUUGUUGGUUUUUUCUCUUGUGUAACAGGGGCUUUAAUCAACGCAGUUAUUCACAAGAUUGUCGGAUUUAGUAGGUUUACGGAUGGAGUUGGUAUGUCAUUGCCGUUCAAAGCAACUGGAAAUCUCAUUGGUGGGCCAAUGGCAGGUUUUUUGUUAACAGCUACCGGAAAUUACGCAAUUUCCUUUUAUCUGGCGGGUGUUAGUAUGAUUUUAGCUUCAUGUUUAUUGGUGCAUCCAAUUGUACAUGUAUGGCAAAGGGAAAAGGAUCAUCGGACUAGAAAUAUAAACAUUGUCAGUGAAAUGGACGUGGUGAAUUCGAACAAAGAAUCAAUUCAUGGACCUGAACAUUCUAUAGCGGAUCUUGACAAUGAAACGAUGCUAAAUUCAGAGUCAAAAUUUAUAGAUCUGGACAAUUAUGACAGAAACUAAUGAAGUGACUGGAGAUUAAUCCUGUUAGCCACCAGUUUAUCAAAAUAACUUAAGUGAAACAAUAAAACAUUGUGAAUAACACUAAUUCAAGGCCUGAAACCCAUUACGGCCUUUGGCCUUUAAAGCUGCUCACUCACAGUUAUUACGAAAAUUAUCUACCUGUUCAUUUUAAAUGUGUUUGGCAUAAAAUGCUGAAGGAAGAGAGUUACUUUGUUAUUUCAAGCGACACAAACGACGUUUAAACCUCUGAUCGCUUUUUAUAAUAUAAUUUGAGGGCACUUACAGGUAAAACUGACAUUCAUUGAGAACAUUUAUAACACAUGUUUGCAACCAUGGU
Messenger RNA from Mercenaria mercenaria, 4145 nucleotides. Its product is annotated as monocarboxylate transporter 13-like. Gene Ontology annotation, biological process: monocarboxylic acid transport; transmembrane transport. The transcript is spliced from 7 exons. Bases 2417 to 3808 code for a protein of 463 amino acids. NCBI's taxonomy places the organism in Eukaryota, Metazoa, Mollusca, Bivalvia, Venerida, Veneridae. The record is from RefSeq and is a predicted model, not a curated record. Gene Ontology annotation, molecular function: monocarboxylic acid transmembrane transporter activity.